CUUCAAAAGAUUAAAAUCGUCGUCGUUCCAAACAAAUGUAAACAUUGGAAUUAAUUUUUGGAAAAAGGGUAGGUGUUUAAUGCAGGUAGACGUCCAAGCUCCGCUCCUUAUGUGUAAGAGGCUUCAACCCCCCACCCACCAAUGUCUGUUGAUCCCUUGGUUGUGGUCAACUCUACCAUUAUAUUGAACGAUGGGGCAGGGAAGACCACUCUUGCCUUGAGUCCUGGAGUGAUCGCUGCCAUCACAAUCUCUGUGACGUUUGCCUUCUAUCUGGGCAUCAUGCUGGCUGUAUGCAUCGGGGAGUACUGCCAGUAUGCCAGGGGCAAGAAACUCAAGGUCCAACCACGUAGAUCUACUCCAGAGGCCCAUGCAAAAUCCCGAUCCUCCAGAAAAAGCACACAUCGUACCGAAACCAGUAUUAACCCACCAGAAACCACAACUGGCAUAGACAAGACACAUUCCUAUACUUCAGCAUUUGAAAAGGCACAGUCUGGUGUACUGAAUUCGCAGAGAGCUUGGCAAGAGGAGACUCACGCUGAUGGAGGCAUUUUGGGUAAAACUCCUGAAGUCAGAGAGGACCAUAUUACUGUGAGUAUGGGCUCAGGGAGUUGUGAUAAUAACGGUGAUUACAAUGGCAAAUCUAGCGCUGCAGAAUCAGUGCCAUUAGACUGUGAUAUAGAGUGUGAUAAUGGCAAUGAUAGUACCGGUGAUAUAGGAAUGAGGCCGUUGAUAACACGGCGCAGUGACGAAGACUUUGACGAUGAUACUGAAAUCUUCUGUGAUAGCAUUGACUCGCGAGAGAUGUUGAAAAUGGAGGCAGAUGUGUAAAAAAUGUCAUAGUUCAUGUUUCACGGCCUUUUUGAUUUUUCACAUCCAUUUUCAUGUUCAUCGUAAGUUAUGUUUGGAUCCAAGAUUAGUGUUCAUAGUUUCUUUUUUUAUCACGGGUUAUUGUGUUGCAUUAUCUGUUAAUGAUUUGUUGAGAUGGUGAUUUUGGUGAUUUGUUUUUACUCUGAUUGAGUAUUUUAUUAAAUGAAGUCACACAGUUAUCUGAAAUAAAGCAUGUAGCUUUUUGGGUCAUUGUUUGCAUGUUUAAAAUACAUUUAUUUAGAAGUUACAUGUAUGCUGUAAUAUGUGUAAUUGUACAUAUACAAAUGUAUAUGAUGUCUCAAUAACAUAUAAUUGUCCAGCUUAUGCAUUAAAAUAGGGCAUUGGUAAUUUGGUAUGUAAACAUUGACACAAACAAUUGAUAAGGUAAUAUAUGCGCAUAUCACAUCUGUUCAUAGUUUUGCAUAGGCUUUUGUUUUGUUCUUCUCCUGCUAGACACCAUUAUAUCAUUAAAUUUCACCCCUUGUCAGUGAUUGAACACUUGUUAUCAUAGUCUAGCAUUUAUUUGACAUCGUGGCACCUAGAUCUCCUAUCCAUUACAUUGAAAUCAUCAUAGUGUGGUUCCUAACCAGACUGUACAGUGCAGUCUGGUCUGGAGGUUGGUUAGCACCAUAUGGCAUAAUACCUAUUUUUGCAUGAGGAGGCUCAUUAAAUAGUGGCAUUUAUUUAUGCUGUGUAAGUUGUGUAUAUUUAUGUAUGUUUGUUUUGAAAACAUUCACAAAAAUUGGCAAUAAUGUGAUUGCAUGUGUUAUAAGAAAUGUAUGCUACAUUGAUCACUUUUUGUGCAUGGUCUAACAUUUUUUAACCAUAUCAAACAUCAGACUUGUAUAAAGCCUGUAAGAUUAAUUUUUAGCUCGACUAUUAUAUAUGAAAUAUAUAUAGUGUAGCUAUCCUACUCACCCCGGCGUCUGCAUAAGCGUUAGCGUGCAAAUGUUACAGUUUUCGUACUACCCCAAAUAUUUUCUUUUUCCCUUGACAUAUUGCUUUCGUAUUUUGCAUACUUGUUUACCAACAUGACCCCAACCUAUAAACAAGAGCAGACAACUCUAUCAAGCAUUUUGUCAUAAUUAUGGCCCCUUUUCCACUUUGAAUAUGCAGCAAAUGUUAAAGUUUUCGUACUACCCCAUUUAUUUUCAUUGUCCCUUGACAUAUUGCUUUCAUAUUUUGCGUACUUGUUUACCAACAUCACCCCAACCUAUAAACAAGAGCAGACAAAUCUCUCAAGCAUUUUGUCAUAAUUAUUGCCCCUUUUAUACUUAGAACAUGCAUAUUAUUGAUAAAUCUAUGUUAAAAUGUGCGUACUACCCCAAAUAUUUCCUAUAUCCUUUGACAUAUUGCUUUUAUAUGUUGCAUACUUGUUUACCAACAUGACCCUAACUUAUAAACAAGAGCAGACCACUGUAUCAAGCAUUUUUACAUAAUUAUGGCCCCUUUUACACUUAGAUAAUUGAACAUUUUGCUUAAACUGCAAUAACUUCUUUAUUUAUGAUCACAUUUUAUUAUUACUUUGACAAAACAACACUUACCUGAAUACCACAAUGGAUUCUACCCAAACAUUACCCCACGCCCCAACCCAGAAUCCCUUCCCCCCCCAACCCUCCCAUUUUUUUCUUUAAACAUC
Messenger RNA from Dreissena polymorpha, 2506 nucleotides. RefSeq lists its product as uncharacterized. The transcript is spliced from 4 exons. The record is from RefSeq and is a predicted model, not a curated record. Lineage: Eukaryota; Metazoa; Mollusca; Bivalvia; Myida; Dreissenidae. The coding region runs from base 142 to 828 and encodes 228 amino acids.